AUGACGCCGGGCUACAGUAAAUUGUUGAUCAACGAGAACGUGGUCCCAGACACUGGUGCCCAUCCAGAGACCACCGCUCUUGACUUGAAUAUGAUGACAGUGGGCUCCUGUGAGCGCACACAGGGCCAUUGGACCCGACUUCUCGAGAGGGCUGGGUUGAAAAUCCUCAAUAUCUGGACUGUGACAAGGGGUGUCGAGAAUCUGAUUGAAUGUGUUUGUGAGAACUGA
Penicillium malachiteum is the source of this 228-nucleotide messenger RNA. Its product is annotated as S-adenosyl-L-methionine-dependent methyltransferase. Gene Ontology annotation, molecular function: methyltransferase activity. The record is from RefSeq and is a predicted model, not a curated record. The coding region runs from base 1 to 228 and encodes 75 amino acids. NCBI's taxonomy places the organism in Eukaryota, Fungi, Ascomycota, Eurotiomycetes, Eurotiales, Aspergillaceae. The transcript has a single exon.